Hypomesus transpacificus is the source of this 1513-nucleotide messenger RNA. Its product is annotated as nuclear factor 7, brain-like. Gene Ontology annotation, biological process: protein ubiquitination. Gene Ontology annotation, molecular function: zinc ion binding; ubiquitin-protein transferase activity. The coding region runs from base 118 to 1053 and encodes 311 amino acids. NCBI's taxonomy places the organism in Eukaryota, Metazoa, Chordata, Actinopteri, Osmeriformes, Osmeridae. The transcript is spliced from 2 exons. The record is from RefSeq and is a predicted model, not a curated record.
AGUUCACACUCCUCAACGUAAGCUGACUGAACACGCCUCAAUUACACUUCAGCCACGGACAACUUCAGAUAACUUCUCAGGAACGGUAACCUCAUUUAAAGUCCAUUCAGUUCCAGUAUGGCUGCAGCUUCCUCAACUCUGACAGACCACCUCCUCUGCUCCAUCUGCACUGAGGUUUUCACUGACCCAGUGUCUCUCAGCUGCCAACAUACAUUCUGUAUGAGAUGUAUCCAACAAUGUCUGGAUGCUGGUCACCAGCACUGCCCAGAGUGUAGACAGCCUGUCAGGGACAGGAACUUCCAGAUUAACAGGUUAAUAAAGAACAUGGCCGACCAGCUGAGACUGAAGGAGAACAAGAAGGGGAGAGGAGGAGUGGAGAGAGAAGAUGUGUGUCCAGAACAUGGAGAGAGUCUGAAGCUGUUCUGUGAGACAGACAACCAGCUGAUCUGUCUGAUCUGCAGAGAUGGAAGAGAGCACAGAGGUCACACGUUCAGACCUCUCAAAGAGGCCCAGGAGGAUCUGAGAGGAAAGUUGGUGUCAGUUAUACUUGGUAGCUCUGAGCAGGAAACUGAUGGGGUGAGCAAAAUACAUGAGCAACAACAAGUCCUCUCUGAUAAAAGACAGAGAUGUGAUGAAGUCAAAAGAAAGCUUCAGGCCCAGUUUGAGGAGACCAUCACCAAGCUGAGGGAAAAAGAAGAGGAGGCUAUGAGAGAAAUUGAUGAAGAGCCGGACAGAAUGGGAGUGCAUCUGACUGAGCUGGAGAGAUACUUGGCUACAGUCAGAGACAGAAACAACACCCUGCAGUCUGGGCUGGAGAUCACUGACCACAGAGAAUUCCUUACGUGGUGGAGAGAGAAGGGCAGUGCUUUGUGUGAUGCAUCACCCGAAUGUCUACCGGUCCACAGAUUCAGCUUGGCAUGUAAUCUGCCUGGGCAUAUGGAAGAUGUCAAUAUAAAUUGCAAACUUACAGGUUGCAUUCUUUGGGCGAAAAUUGAUCAAAUUGUUAAUUUACAUAUUAAUACACUAAGACAAGACAUGUGCUGCAUAGCAUAACCGGCAGGGCCCGAGAGAGGAAGGGGAAGGGGAAAGGGGAGGGGGACAUAAAAAAAUACAUAACAUCAGAACUAACCAAGUGUAUAAGACUGCACUGAGUACCGGUUAAUAGUGUAAAUCGUUUUUCAAUCAUAUUCAUAGAGGUGUCUGUGUAAACAAAUUGUAUUCUCUUUAUUUAGAUUUUAUGUAAAAUUGAAAUUGUAUUAAAAAUGUAUAAAUGUUCUUUUUCUUCUGUUUCCUUAUCCACUAAUUGACAUUGACCGCUGACAUGCUUAGCUAAAGAUAUGUAUUUGUUUUAAUGACAAAGCAUCCAAAAAUUAAAUAAAUAUAUUUUAUUUGUAUCCAUCUCAGUCCACAUCUUGGAAGACUUGCCACCCUGACCGUUGACCAUUUUACAGAAUUGUAUUUCUAAUCAUAUAGGAAUAAGUGUGUCUGAAAACCAAUAAAUCAAUCGAUCAAA